Messenger RNA from Penicillium macrosclerotiorum, 2166 nucleotides. RefSeq lists its product as uncharacterized. NCBI's taxonomy places the organism in Eukaryota, Fungi, Ascomycota, Eurotiomycetes, Eurotiales, Aspergillaceae. Bases 1 to 2166 code for a protein of 721 amino acids. Gene Ontology annotation, molecular function: zinc ion binding; DNA binding. The transcript has 6 exons. The record is from RefSeq and is a predicted model, not a curated record. Gene Ontology annotation, biological process: DNA-templated transcription.
AUGAGUGAUAUAGGCCAGAAACCAGUCCGCGGUGGAAAUGGUCUCUACCAAUGUGGCCAUUGCAAGAGAAAUUAUACGCGCGCUGACCACCUCAUUCGACAUAUUCGAUCUCAAAACAAAGGGUCUCCAAAUUCAAUAGAAACACAAGAGUCUGAAAAUGGCAAACAAUCUGAUAUCACUUCUGCAGCAUCCAAACCCACUACAGACGAUGCAAAUGAAAACUGUAAUUUCUGUGAGGAUUCACUUCAGGAGAGUCGGCUUUCAGACUUUGACUGGCUCCCUUCAAUGCAGAGUCAACCCCAGGAAAGCUUAGGACCAGAUUCAAGUUUCGAUUUCAACUUGACCAAAGCCGAUCUUGAAUUUUUGGAUUCACUAAAUAGCAGUACAAGCUUUAAUCGGCCAAAGACUGCUUCAGAACAUCAUUCUUCACCAAAAGAACUAGAAUCAUCCGUUAUAUCCGAAACAGAAGCGUUACACAAUUCUCCUCUUGCCCACUGGACGCCACGCGCCGAGGAUAAUGCCUAUAUGGACCAGCGAUAUUUGUCGAUUCCAGAACAUUUAGAUAGGCCGUCUUCCACUCCUAUUACAUUUGAACGUCUCUCUGCGUCAUGUCGAGACUCGGCAUUUGCGGUUGUAGCGACACUUUGUCGACAGCGGAAUUUUGAUCGGAUUCUGGACUGUUUUCCAAGUGCUAAGUUGUUGGAUAGACUAAUACAGAAAUUUCUCAACCAGCAAAGAAAAGAGCUUGAUGCGUGGAUACACGAGCCUACGAUAGAUUUGAAACAACAGCGCCCUGAGCUCAUUAUCGCUCUGGCUGCUGCAGGGGCUGUUUUAUCGUCCAAUGAUGCACUCAAACGUCUCGGUUAUGCCUUGCUUGAAAUUGCGAGAAUCCACCUAACCCAAAAUAUUGAAAACGACAAUAGUCUGACACGAAAUUUGCGCUCGCAGCAGGCAUAUGCAUUGGUAUUGCAGGUUGGAUUGUGGAGUGGAGAUAAACGGCGAAUGGAAAUCGCUGAAAGUUUAGAGCAACCUCUUGUGACAAUGUUACGCCGGACAUUCCGCUUCAGGGACCAAGAGUACGCCGAUAUUGUGCCCCCAAAUACAGCGGACGAAAAAGAGCUUGAAAUUUUCUGGCAUCAAUGGGUAGAAUUGGAAUCAUAUAAAAGACUUGUCUAUCAUAUGUUCCUUCACGAUAUACAAGCGGCCAUUCUUCUUUCUACUAACCCACUGAUAUCUCAUGCGGAGUUAACAUUACCUUUCCCCUGCGAUCGGAGGCUUUGGGAAGCAAGAACGGCCAAAGAAUGGAAGGAAAUUUACACUGAAGGAAGCUACCAAUCUUGCAGAAAGAUACCAUCUCUUGCAGACGUCUUGAGAGAUCUAUCAGCACUGGGACAAUUCCCUGAUAUCGGAGACUAUCAAUUAGCCGCCUUAAUUUCUGUCCAUGGAAUUUAUACCAUUGUCGCUGAUUGUAACCAUACUCGUAAUGGACAAUGCGGCUCUUGGGGUAAUCUUCUUUUCCAGUCCUGGCAGAGGGAGUUGCAAAAGGUUCUCGAAACAUUUGGCGUUGCAGUUGUCGAGUCCCUGGUUUCAAGCAGUCCGCUUGUGUCUUUGGUUCACCAAACCAUUUCACUGUCUCUGUACGUGCCACUUGACAUUUUGGAGGCAUUCGCUGGUAAGGAUGGUCAAGAGAAGGCGAUUGAGGCCCGACGUACUAUCGCAGAUAAUGUUGGCACUUCAAAUUUCCGCCAGGCAUGUUGGCAUGCUGGCCAAAUACUGCGUGUUGCAAAAUCUAUGCCGGCUGGAUCUUUGACAAACUUUUGCACCACAUGCCUUUAUUUCGCAGCCCUUUCCCUCUGGACAUAUGGAACCAUCUUUCUUGAUCGUGCUCUGGAUUUGGCUGUCACUUUCCAGCAGAACCUUCUCAUCCUGGAUGGCGAAACUCAGGGAACAUCUUUACACUGGUUCAUUGUCUCAGGCAAAGGACACCCCGCCAUACUAUCCGAAUAUGGACCGGUCACGUUAGAAAGAAGAUGUGAUGUCAUCCGUGUUUUCAAGCAAGUGCUGCAGCUUAAUCAUGAUGGCAAACCGAUCUCGCAGCAAAUCCAGACCCUAUAUUGCGCACUUUUGGCCCUGGAAAGUUUCAGUAAGGUGACGGAUACCUACUAA